AUGAAUUCCUCCAGGCUGCCUCCUCAGUGUAGCGCUGAGCUCCCUACUCUAGGUAGGAACGCCAGGCGCCUUGUCGAAGGCCUAGACAAGCAUAAAUCCCUAGAUGAAUUAUUUCCCAUAGUCGUGGAUAUGGCCGAGGAGCUUGAUAAGCAGGCAAUCCCCUGCGCGAGCACGGUCAAGAUGUUCACAGAAAAGGACUCGGAGCAGUAUAAACAGCUACACAUCUUAUUCCAUACUUUAAAUCGGGAUAUACUGCGGUCCCUCGUGCUAGGCACGCUAUCGUAUGACCUGUGGGAUAAAGAUUCCAACAGCUGGCAGAACACAUACUCCACCCAUUCGUUCGAUGCCGCCGGGUCGUACGUCAUGACACUUUCGAUCGAAGGUCGGCGAGGAAAGUUCUUGAACGGCAAAGAGAUCGGGCAGGUGAGGGAACUCCUCGACACUUACGAACGCUGCUGCCAAGCCUGGAUAAGCCACAUGGAGGAGGAUGCAUACAGCUUCAACGAGCUGAGCGACCAGCAGAAAAGAGACCUUCGAGAGGCCCUCCUGAUCGACAACGAGAUGCUGAGCGAUAAGGACAAGUGGGACGAGGAAGACGACUAUCAGCAGCCAGCUUUGCUGCGCAAGACCGGCGACGGUUCAAUUAAGGCGAGGGAAACGAUCGGCAUGCUCCGAGACCAGCUCUGGGCGCGCAUGAAUCCCCACGACGAUGCCACGUACCAGUGCUCCAGCCCCUCGUACGUCGGCUGCUCGCAGAAGAUGGGUAGCCGGAUGCCGAGUCACAACCCUGACGGCAGGACGUUGGCAUCCCCCUCAGCGCUUCACAGGAUCUUGACCUCCUGUAUCCGCCAUAUCGGGCUAGAGGUUUCUGUCAAGAUCAUACCGAUACUACCGGUUUGGGAACCCGGCCAAAUUCAGCUAUCGGAGGUGUUGUUGACUGUACUUGCGCAGUCCAUGGUCACAGUACAUGGGCUCAACGCCAUACAGCCCGGGACGAGCUCGCGCGCGACAAUUGCAAACGUAGCUACGUACAACGAAACGAAAGAGCUCGUUUGGGUCAAGAGGACGUGGCUGGCUGAGAAUAUAAGAAAGUCUCUCAACGAGCUAUUAGCAAGGGACAUCUACGAGCGGGUCUUCGAACCGAUGGUAAGCGAAGACGAGGUCAAAGAAAAGAUGGAGAAGGUCUCCGAAAAUGUCCCCAAUCUCCGCGCAUUAGUCCGAGAACUAGAAGAACUUAUGAAUGAGCAGGCAUAUGGUGCGAAGGAGCUCAAGGAGAGGGCCUUGGAGGCGGAGAAGUUCUAUCAUCGAUCAAGGGGAAUGUUCCCCAAUCUCCCACCACCUUCGUCCGCAAGAAACGAUGAGCAUUUUACUGAUUUCAGACAAAGCUCAAUCUAA
Annulohypoxylon maeteangense is the source of this 1395-nucleotide messenger RNA. RefSeq lists its product as uncharacterized. Lineage: Eukaryota; Fungi; Ascomycota; Sordariomycetes; Xylariales; Hypoxylaceae. The record is from RefSeq and is a predicted model, not a curated record. The transcript has a single exon. Bases 1 to 1395 code for a protein of 464 amino acids.